Daucus carota subsp. sativus is the source of this 3593-nucleotide messenger RNA. Its product is annotated as histone-lysine N-methyltransferase, H3 lysine-9 specific SUVH6. Gene Ontology annotation, molecular function: double-stranded DNA binding; histone methyltransferase activity; protein binding. The record is from RefSeq and is a predicted model, not a curated record. Lineage: Eukaryota; Viridiplantae; Streptophyta; Magnoliopsida; Apiales; Apiaceae. Gene Ontology annotation, cellular component: nucleus. The transcript has 2 exons. Bases 186 to 3359 code for a protein of 1057 amino acids.
UAGUACACGGUCAUUUAUUUCCUGAUUGUGCGGCAUUUCAUACAGCGCACUUGCUCGGUAUCAUUUUUACCCCUAAAAUUUCGUUAUAUUCAAACUGGCGAAUCUCUAGUAAUUUUCGAUCGAUCAAUCAAUUGCGUCUUUUAUUUUGGUAAUCAGUGUAGUGCACUGGGGUGUUGAAUUUUGGGAUGGUGUCGCUGUUGAAGAAUAAUUUGUCUGAGGAGAAUGCGAUGAAUUUGCCAUUAGAAAAUGGUGGUUCUGGAAGAGUGAAAUACAAGCGUAGAAGUGUUUCAGCUGUUAGGGAUUUCCCACCGGGGUGUGGACCAAAUGCAUGUAGAGUUGAUGGCAAUCCUCGUGAAACCGUUGAAACAGAAAGGGGUAAGAUUGAACUGGGUGAUGGUUUGGUGGACAGAAGUAGGCUGUUAGAUGGGGCUACAGGGGUUUCUCCAGAUGUUUGUGAUAAAUCACUGGAGUGUGGAUUGGAUGUGCCAAUAACCAAUACUGCUACUCAAGAAAUCACACAAAUGGAAACUGGUACAGUUAAAACUGAAUUGGAGACUUCGGUGGCAACACUGGAGACAAGUGAAAUGCUGAUUGGGGUUGCAGGAUUUUUUGAGUCUGAACUGCAGCAUCUGGAAACGUCACUGCCUGAGAUAGAAUCGGACUUUUCAAGAGAGACAAACAAUGAGGAUAUGGAGAUGGUAAUGGAGAUGGUAAGGGAGUUGAGCCAGGUAGAGUCACCAGCUUUAGAGAGACAAGAGCCAUGUGAUAGGGAUGUUUAUCCAGUGGUUAUGGAAAAAGAGUCCCAAGAGGCAAAAUUUUUUGAAUCUUCUACAAAUGAGGAAGCACAUAACACAGAAGUAAGGUCGGAAAUGGAUCAUAUAGGUGGGAAGGAACUUGUGUCGGAGCUAAAAAUUGAAGGUAAGCAUAAUGUUAUGGUUGCAUCAGGCAGUGAAAAAUCGAUUCAGUUGGUUAAUGAUGAUGAUAAUCUUCCUGUUGGGACAAGCUCAAGAAAAAAAAUUACUCCAAGAAAGGUUUCAGCCACUCGUGAUUUCCCUCCAUUUUGUGGUAGAAAUGCUCCUGUGCCAACAGCGGAUGAUCGUGUGAGAAUCAAUUCCGGGAGCAGUAACAGUAAGAGUGGUGUGAUUGAUGAUGCGUGUAACAAGAUUGUGAUUACUACGCAAAAGGAAAGUCAUGGUCAAAAGAUAUCAGAAGAUGGAGUUGAUCAGGGAGGUGACUCGGCCAGGGUAAUUGUGCAUGCUCUGAUGGCUUCAUGUGAUCCUUCAAGUCUAAAGGAAAGACCUAUUUGCAACUCGAAGGAGGUUAUUGUUCACCAAGAGGACAGAAUUUCUGAUAUAAAGAUGUAUGAUGAUGAGCUUGAUUUCCAAAAGAUGUCAGGAGAUGGGGUGGAUGAGGGAGGCAACUCGGGGAGGGUAGUCGUGAAUGCUCUAAUGGCAAAUUCAUAUGAUCCAUCAAGUAUCAAGGAAAGACCUGUAUGUAAUCUGAUGGAGAUUAUUGUUCACCAAAAUGAUGGAAGUAAAGCUAAGAAGCGCAAGUCCAGUGGGAAAGAGAAAUCUAGAUCUGGAAGCGAGAUUAAAAGGUCUAGAAAUAUUUUGUCCAGUAAAAGAGCAAAGAAGUCAGUAGCUGUUCGGAAGAAUCGUGAUGAAGAUGUGUAUGACUCUAUCAUGAGGGAAGAUGGAGAUUUUGCUGCAGAGCAUGCUGCACAAAUUGAAGACUCAUCUGUGAGUCGGGUACCUGGUAAAAUUGAGGUGACUCUUCCUCCUUAUGGUCCAAACACAUCUUCUAGUCAUGAUAUGCGUAACAGAGUGAGAGAGACACUUCGUCUCUUCCAGGCUAUUUGUAGGAAGAUACUGCAAGGUGAAGAGGCAAGAUCAAGGGGCGGAGAACUAUCAAAGUCAAAAAAGAAAACCAAGAGAAUUGAUCUCGAGGCUGCUAAGAUAGUUAAAGAAAGAGGAAAAGAAGUCAACACAGACAAGCAAAUAUUGGGAGCAGUGCCUGGAGUUGAGGUAGGAGAUGAGUUUCAGUACAGGGUAGAGCUGGCCAUUGUUGGAAUUCAUCGCUUAUACCAGGCAGGUAUAGAUUAUAUGAAGUAUAAGGGUGAUGAAAUUGUUGCAGCUAGUAUUGUUGCUUCAGGGGGGUAUGCUGAUGAACUUGACAAUUCAGAUGUCUUAAUAUACUCGGGUCAAGGGGGAUUAUCAGGAAAGGAUAAGCAACCUGAAGACCAGAAACUUGAAAGAGGCAAUUUGGCUUUGAAAAAUAGCAUUAAAUUUGGGAAUUUUGUGAGGGUUGUUCGAGGAUCUAAAGAGACUAAGGCUUCUGAGUCUGCAGAUGCAAGAGCCAAGACGGUUAUGACAUAUGUUUAUGAUGGGCUGUAUACUGUGGAAAGAUAUUGGCAAGAAGAGGGAGCACAUGGGAAGUUGGUAUUCAAGUUUGAAUUGAGAAGAUCGCCGGGCCAGCCAGAGCUUGCUUGGAAAGAAGUUAAAAAAUCCGACAAAUCUAGAACCCGGGAGGGUCUUUGCGUUGAUGACAUAUCAGAAGGAAAAGAACCAAUGCCAAUUUGGGCAGUGAACACCUUAGAUGAUGAAAAACCCCCUCCGUUCACCUAUGUAACUAGGAUGAUAUAUCCUGAUAGUUUCAACCUCAGUCUCCCCAAGGGCUGUGAUUGCAAGAAUGGAUGCCUGGAUGCCAGACGAUGUUUGUGCGCAGCUAAAAAUGGAGAGAUUCCUUACAACUUCAAUGGGGCAAUUGUUGAGGUGAAGCCAUUGGUAUAUGAAUGUGGCCCUUCCUGCAAAUGCCCUCCUUCAUGCUAUAACAGGGUUAGUCAGCAAGGGAUAAAGUUUCAACUUGAAAUCUUCAAAACAGAGUCGAGAGGCUGGGGCGUCAGAUCAUUGGAUUCUAUUACAUCCGGAAGCUUCAUAUGUGAGUAUACAGGAGAGCUUCUUCAGGAUAGAGAAGCUGAAAGAAGGACAGGAAAUGAUGAGUAUCUCUUUGAUAUCGGACAAAACUACAAUGACUGUUCUCACAGACCGGAUGCAGAGGCGAACUCUAACAAUUUGACUGAGGAUGGCGGGUUCACUAUUGAUGCUGCAUACUGUGGAAACGUGGGGAGAUUCAUCAAUCACAGUUGUUCUCCCAAUCUUUAUGCACAGAAUGUUCUCUAUGAUCACGAAAACAAGAGGAUGCCCCACAUCAUGUUGUUUGCUGCGGAGAAUAUUCCUCCCCUGAAGGAACUCACCUAUCACUACAAUUAUGCAAUUGACCAGGUCUACGAUUCCAACGGGAAGAUCAAGAUGAAGAUGUGUUACUGUGGUUCUUCAGAAUGUACUGGUAGGAUGUAUUAGGCAGACCUUUUGGUGGGCUUACCUGUAGUCUGUAGAGUUCCUUUCCAUAAAGCUCUUAUAGUGUCAUAUGACUAUCACUUCUAUAUUUGAGCUGAGAAUGAGGAGUGAACAAAAACUAGCGAGGUAGUUUCAGUGUAAGUGUUUGUUUGGCACUCUUCUAGGCCACAAGUCUAUCUUUUAAUCUUUUACAUCGGAAACAUCAAUAUAUGCAUCUGUCUGUUGUUUAAAAGCAAA